This is a messenger RNA of Neoarius graeffei (lesser salmon catfish), 2883 nucleotides long. Its product is annotated as sushi domain-containing protein 6-like. The transcript has 9 exons. Lineage: Eukaryota; Metazoa; Chordata; Actinopteri; Siluriformes; Ariidae. The record is from RefSeq and is a predicted model, not a curated record. The coding region runs from base 115 to 1533 and encodes 472 amino acids.
UGUGGAGAGAAGGAGAAGCUCUGCUAGUUGACAGCUGUGCAUGGCGGCAGAGCUAAACUACUAGCUCCCGAUCCCGGAACACAGGAGACAGUAGCCCUGCCGCCGAGCUGUAAGAUGUCAGAAGGAAUCACUGAAGGUUGUUCAUCAGUCGGUGUCUCGUUGCCACUUUCUACCCUGUCUUGGUCUCUUUUGUUCUUUGCGAGUUUGCUGUCUACGACACAAGCAUCAAGUUGUGUGAGGCCGUUCUCCAUCCAGCAUGGCCGCAUAAACGUGACGGAGACGAACAGAGGAUCGUUCCCUCUGGGCACUGUGCUGCAGUACAGCUGUGAUUCAGGCUACACUGUGGAUGGACCCAGUAUCAUCGUGUGCACCAGAGAGGGCCUGUGGUCCUCGGGUCCACCACGCUGCCUCCACAAUAAUUACUGUGUCCCCCCAUUAGAGCCAGAGAACGGGGGUUAUACCUGCCACCCGUCCCCAUGCCGUCGUCUGACUCAUGGCACAGUGGUGGAAUAUUUCUGCGAUGAAGGCUACAUGCUGAAGGGGGAUUACAGAUACCUUACCUGCCAGAAGGGAGAGUGGAACGGUCCUAUGGAGAUCAGCUGUGUGCUCAGUCAAGGUUGUACGAGGCCGUUCUCCAUUCAGCAUGGACGUGUAAACGUGACGGAGACAAACAGAGGCUCCUUCCCUGUGGGUGCUGUGCUGCAGUACAGCUGCGAUUUAGGCUACACUGUAGACGGACCCAGCAUCGUCACCUGUACCAAAGAGGGCCGCUGGUCCUCGGGCCCACCACGCUGCCUCCACAAUAACUUGUGCAGUCCUCCAUUUGAGCCAAAGAAUGGGGGUUACACCUGCCAUCCAUCGCCAUGUCAUCGUCUCACCGAUGGCACAGUCAUGGAGUAUUUCUGUGACGAGGGCUACACCCUGAAGGGAGAUUACAAAUAUAUUACCUGCCAGAACGGAGAAUGGAGCAGACCCCUGCAGAUCAGCUGUGUGUUCAGUCAAGAGAAGCAUGCAGCUCCUGUGCUGGGAAUGAACACGCUGUCCAUUGUGGCCACCACAGCCAGCUCUGUGGUACUCGUCCUUCUCCUGAUAGUGGUGUUCGUUUUACUGCAGCCCAAACUGAAGGCUUUUCAUCAUGGACGGCGUGAGCAGGGAGACUCCGGGCAGCCGGUGACCAUCAUGGUGGAGGGGGUGCAGGUUACCUUGCCAUCCUAUGAGGAGGCCGUGUCUGGAGCCGGAGGUGCAGUUUUAGCUUGGCUCCUCCCCCAAACGCACCUCGAGUCCACGGAGCAUGCGUUAACCCAGACUUCAGCAACACACCCUCAGCACACGGAGAUCUCAGUGGUGCAUCAGGCAUCGUCCUCAUCAUCUUUCUCGUCCUCCUGGAGUUUGGAUGGUGCGCAGGGAGCGACGGCAGUAUCCUCAGCAUUUCAGUGCCAGAAUCCAGACUCCAGUCAGCAAAACAGUUUACCGUCUCUACACGGCUCCGAGCAGAACCUCGCUGACGACAUUCCUUUAUUAAAGGAGUCCUGAGGGUUUCUGUCGCAGCCUCUGUUGUCGAGGCCACAAAGACUGCAGCAGCGCACGCCUGACUGCUGCGAUCUGACUUUGAGCUGCAUCUGUGCAACACACAGCCCGUCUCAGGUGAUACUGAACUGGACUGAGCUGAUGCCCGGCGUGAGCCACCAGUUCUGUCCAGUCAAGUACUUGCAAAUUAUUUACACACACAUUUUACACACACAUACACAUCAUUCACAGCUUUUGAUUCCUCAGUGUCCUUGGACAUGUAGCAAAGACACACAACACUGUACAGAGAGUAACCAUUUAAAGAGAGGUUUUUCAAGGAUUUAAAUCUUUAUUUUAGUAAAUCUUACGUUGUUUUCAAAUUGAGAACACCCACUCCCCACACACAUAUACACACGUGCACAAAUGUCACCCAUACAGCAAGGUUAUAAAAACACACACGGAGCACCACCUGACAUUGUGAUUGAUGUAUUCAUACUUGUGCUAGCUCUAAAUGUUUUUUGUGGUUGGAUGAUUUUUUUUUUAUUUUUUAUAAGAUCGGGGAAUUGAAAACGUCUUCACACUCAUGGUAAUUUAGUAGUAUCUGUGGAAAUAAUUGUGUACACACUACGCUACACCAUAACAAGGGCUGUUUCUACUCUCACAGUGAGCCAGUUUUAUCCCCGUUUGUCACUGCCGAGCAUUGUUUUAAAAAAAGUAACAUUAUCUGAUUAGCAUGUGUUAUACAAAAAAAAAAAAACCUCAAGAUUAAGUAAUGAGGCAUGAGACUUAAUGUUUUAAGAAGCUUUAGGGUAGGAUUGAGGUGGUUGGUGACGUAUGGAAUUUAAAAAGCAUGGAUUUGCUCUGAAAGCAUAAGAAGCACAUUGUAGGCCCUUCAUCUAUAAAUUAGCUCCACGUGCAGUGAGGCUCCAUUUCCAUCUGGAUUGGUUCGAUUUUCUCACCGCAUCUUACAGCUUGAGCGAAUGCACUUGCUUUGACAGGAUCACUGGCUUUUUCUACAUUUCUCUGUUUAUAUGUUAAUAUUCAUUGUGUGUUUAGUACGUUUUUUAAAAAAAAUGACUUUGAAUACAAAGUGCUAUUGAAUAGCAUUGUAAAAUUCAUUUCUAAUUCUAUGAAGCGAGCGAGUAACUGACUUUCCUUGCUUGAAUUAAGAUAAUCCUGAUAUCGUUGCAAGAUCGGAGUUUGGAUAAUUUAAUGUAAUGUGAUUUUAUUUAAUACCAAAACAAGUGACGUCCUGUACUGUAUAAUAUCUGUUUUUCAUUUUCGAAACAGAUUGAAGUUACUUGCCAGGCAUAGGAUUUUUUUUUUUUUUUAAUAAAUUUAAUUUAUCUCUGCUUUUGUAAAUAAUUGUUUCUGAUU